Messenger RNA from Cydia amplana, 575 nucleotides. Its product is annotated as general odorant-binding protein 69a-like. Bases 76 to 510 code for a protein of 144 amino acids. Gene Ontology annotation, molecular function: odorant binding. The record is from RefSeq and is a predicted model, not a curated record. Lineage: Eukaryota; Metazoa; Arthropoda; Insecta; Lepidoptera; Tortricidae. The transcript has a single exon.
UGCCCUUCAGAUCAAGCAUUUACAAACAACAGAUCUGACUUGUUUAUAGUCAAUUAAAAAAGUUCAUAUAACAAAAUGGCAGGUCGCGUAGCCCUCUGUUCCGCCGUGAUGGCGUUAUACGUGAUCGGAGUGGCGAUCGGAGAGAAGACGUGUACUGAGGGUAUGGAUGAAGAAACGAUAGAACUAGCCAAGAUGUUAAGAGACAACUGCGGGGAAGAAAGCGAAGUAGACAUGGGGUUAAUCAACAAAGUGAAUUCUGGAGCCGACCUGAUGCCGGACCCAAAGUUGAAAUGCUACAUGAAAUGCGUGAUGGAGACCGCCGGCAUGUUGGACGACGGAGACGUGGAUAUAGAGGCGACACUCGAGCUGCUGCCCGAGCCCAUCAGGAAGAAGCAUGAGCAUAUUGUGCGCUCCUGUGGCUCCAAGAGAGGCGCCGACGACUGCGAGACAGCCUUCAACACACAGUCGUGCUGGCAGAAAAUGAACAAGGCGGAGUACUGCUUAAUCUAGGUUUGUAAUUAAGUGAAUUCACAUUUGCCACAAAGUGAUUUAAUAAUUAAAGUAAUUAUUUAUUA